This is a messenger RNA of Brassicogethes aeneus, 1463 nucleotides long. NCBI's taxonomy places the organism in Eukaryota, Metazoa, Arthropoda, Insecta, Coleoptera, Nitidulidae. The record is from the annotation of a GenBank genome assembly.
GAAUGAUUGAAGUAUUAAUACUAGUUGUGGUUAUUCUAUCGAUAUAUCUAAGAAACAAAGAAUAUAAUCAUAGAGAAAAGUAUAAGGGAUUUUAUAAAUUGCCAACACCAUCCUCAAGCUUGCCACUUUUGGGUAACGCUCAUCUUUUUGUUGGAAAAAAUGUUCUUGAUAUUUUUUCGGAACUUGUAAACACUUGUGGAGCUCCAUGUUAUGCCCAUCUUCCAGGAAGAUUUUAUAUAACCGCAUCUCCAGAGGAAUAUAAAAUAAUCCUAAAUCAUCCAAAUAGUAUGGGAAAAAGCACAACCUAUAACUUUGUAGGCAGAUUAUUUGCAAGCAGUCUUUUAAUGGCACCAGAUCAUCAAUGGAAGAAGAACAGAAAAUUUUUAUCCAAAGGAUUUAACCAAAUGAUACUAGACUCAUUCGUAACGGUAUUUUACGAAAAAAGUGAAUAUUUUAACGUAAAACUGAAAAAUAUUGAUUAUGAUCAAAAUGAUAUAUAUAGUUUAUUUGAAAAGUAUACAUUAGAUGUUUUUUGUGAGGCAACCCUUGGAAUAGAAACCAAAUUAAUAGACGAAGACGAUUGCGAAAUUGUGAAUUUUAUUACAAAAGGACAAAGGAUUUUAAUAGGUAGACUUUCAAACGUGUUCAAACAUUCCGAUAUUCUAUUCAACUUAACAGAAGAUGGCAAAUAUAUUAAUGAAAGCUCACAACAUUUUUAUAACUUUGUUUUGGAUAUUAUAGCCAAAAAAAGGAAAAUGAUAGCUGAAGGCCAAGAUAUUAUGGCACAAACAAAUAAGUUACCGGUACUGGAUUUACUUCUUUCAGAAAAGGAAGCUUUUGAAGACAAUUAUAUUAAGGAAGAAAUGUUACUAUUUGCUGCCGCUGCAACGGAUACAACAGCUUAUUCUAUGGCCUACACAUGUUGCUUAUUGGGAAUGCAUCCCGAAAUACAGGAAAAAGUAUUAACAGAAGUUAUGGACGCCAUUGGAAAGGACAGAGAAAUUACGUGUAAUGAUUUACAUCAACUAAAAUAUACGGAAAUGGCUAUAAGCGAGGCAAUGAGGCUAAUACCAGUGGUACCAAUGAUUGGUAGAAGAGCUGUAGGAGACAUAGAUUUGGGAACUAGGGUUAUUCCUGCCAAUACAGAUGUUGUUUGUCUGUUUAUAAAUACGCAUAGAAAUGAGAAAUACUAUCCAAAUCCAAAAAAAUAUGAUCCUCGUAGAUUUUUACCGGAGGAAGUUGCAAAAAGGCCCCAGUAUUCUUAUUUGGCAUUUUCAGGAGGACCAAGAAACUGUAUUGGCAUGAAAUAUGCAAUGAUGGUUAUGAAAACAACAAUAGCUAAUAUUGUAAGAAAUUUCCAUAUAACGACUAAAUACAAGUCAAUUGAUGAAUUAGAGUUUGAAUCCAGUAUAAUAAUGACCACUAAACAUCCAUUGGACUGUCAUUUCACGCCUAGAAAAUGA